Messenger RNA from Orbicella faveolata, 1493 nucleotides. RefSeq names its product caveolin-1-like. Lineage: Eukaryota; Metazoa; Cnidaria; Anthozoa; Scleractinia; Merulinidae. The record is from RefSeq and is a predicted model, not a curated record.
AUUGGAAAAGCUGAAUGUUAACUUGUUUAAGAUGAAGACAAAAAAGUAAGCUUUUUGGAGUGAAAAUGAAUCAAAGAUUGAUUGAUCUGCAUUUAGUGGGUUUUUGCCUGUUUUCUUUCUUAACUUUUAACUGGAGCGCUGAAGAAAAUUUAGCCGUGAACAAUGAAGAAAAUAGGGUGUUUAUCUCUCGGAAUUAUCGGUCUGAUAGUUCCCCCUUGAUGUUCUUAAAAUUAGCAUAUUUGCAAUUGCCCUCGUAGUCUCGCUUCUUGGGUAAAUAUUUGUUUUGAGAACAUCAAAUUUCCGUGGGGCAACUAUCAGCCGAUAGCUCCUCGACAGAAACACUGUAUUGUUUAAAAUAAAUAGAAAUUUCCAGCUCAUAAUCUAAUUGUUAAGUAGCACCCAUGCCAAUACGGUCAUCGCGUUCGGUAAUGAGAAGUCAAUACUGAGGGGCCCCCGGGCACUGAAUUGUUCAACAGCAGUGCGACGUCAGAUAAUAAAAACUAAUGAUCCACUUAACAAAGAAUAAUGCUUGACAUGACGGAAACACUCUGCUUCAGACACAAACCUACUUUAUUCGUUAUAUUGUGAUACACGCGGAUAAAGUUUGCAAGACUUGCAGAGAGCUUUCACAGCAGAAUGUUGGAAAACACAGGGCCCGACGAACCACAAGUUCAACUUAUUGCCAGGGAAAAUCGUGAUCCUAUGAACAGGAACUCGUUCUUGGAGGUUGAUUUCACUGAUGUAAUAGCAGAGCCUGAUGGGUUUCAUUCUCACGAGCGUUUGUACAACUGCGCCUUCCAGACCUUCAACUGUACCAAAAAUUGCUGCUAUCUGUUCCUAACGUUCCUGUGUGGGGGUCCCCUGGCUUUCUGUUUUGGUUGUUACUUUGCCUGCUUGGGAUUUGAAUACAUCUGGUGUGUGAUGCCCUGCACUCAGGCGUGUCUGAUGGGAAUCAGGUGGAUCGGAGAGAUCUUUGGUUACUGUAUCAAGGCUUUCUGCGAUCCCUGUUUCGACUCCAUCGGAAGGAUGUUUUCUAAAAUUCAUGUAAAGACCGAAAACGUGUAACUGUUAGCAGCGUGAACCAUCAUUUUCUGUCAUCUCUAGCCUCAAUUGUACUGCAUAACACUUAAAAUUUUAAUUUACAUAACUGCCUCUAGGUUCGAUUUCGGCUCGUUUCAUGAGUCCGAUCUUCGUUUCUCUCCAAGAAAAGGGGCAAGAGGGCGGGGUCCUUUCCCCUACAGCGGAAGUAAUCCAGCCUAAAUUAUAAACUGCCUCCAGCUUCCCUCCUACUAAAAGCAUAUCUGGCAACGGCUGUGUACAGUUGUUGGAUAAAUAAGAAAAUAAAUAAACAGACCAAGAUCUGUGCACUGCUUAGUUCUCCUUCUCUGUUUCUGAGUGACUAAAAACAUAUGUUCCAAAAGUUCUACAUCUACAUCUACAUUAGAUUUCUUCGGUAAAGUCGUUAGAAUUCUCAUCAACGUUAGGAAACGGAA